Opisthocomus hoazin is the source of this 1650-nucleotide messenger RNA. The record is from RefSeq and is a predicted model, not a curated record. Lineage: Eukaryota; Metazoa; Chordata; Aves; Opisthocomiformes; Opisthocomidae.
UUCUUUCAGUACUGCCUGUCAGGACAUCCAACCUUACCAUGCAAUGUACUCAAGUUCAAAUCCACCACCAUCAUGUUGGACUGCGGGCUGGAUAUGACGUCCACCCUCAAUUUCCUCCCAUUGCCACUGGUUCAGAGCCCCAGGCUGUCCAAACUUCCUGGUUGGGUUUUGAAAGAUGGAAGCACAUUUCUGGACAAGGAACUAAAGGAGUGCUCUGGCCAUGUGUUUGUAGACUCUGUCCCUGAGUUCUGUUUACCAGAGACUGAGCUGCUUGACCUCUCCACGGUGGAUGUAAUCUUGAUCUCAAACUAUCACUGCAUGAUGGCAUUGCCCUAUAUCACAGAGUGCACGGGAUUCACUGGAACAGUGUAUGCCACUGAGCCCACUGUUCAAAUUGGCAGACUUCUGAUGGAAGAACUGGUGAAUUCCAUUGAACGUGUGCCAAAGGCUCAGUCUGCCUCCAUGUGGAAGAACAAGGAGGUACAGAGGUUGCUGCCCGCCCCUCUGAAGGACGCGGUGGAGGUGUCUAUGUGGAGGAAGUGUUACACCAUGCCAGAAGUGAACGCUGCGCUCAGUAAGAUCCAGCUAGUGGGCUAUUCUCAGAAAAUUGAGCUGUUUGGUGCUGUGCAGGUCACCCCUCUCAGCUCAGGCUACGCUCUUGGAAGUUCCAAUUGGAUUAUCCAGUCGCACUAUGAAAAGGUUUCCUAUGUUUCGGGAUCUUCUCUACUUACAACACACCCUCAGCCCAUGGACCAGGCUUCUCUUAAAAAUAGUGAUGUUCUCAUCCUGACGGGUCUGACACAAAUCCCUACUGCUAACCCAGAUGGCAUGGUAGGAGAGUUCUGCAGCAACUUGGCUAUGACUGUCCGGAAUGGAGGAAAUGUGCUGGUUCCCUGUUACCCCUCUGGAGUAAUAUACGAUCUGCUGGAGUGCCUGUAUCAGUAUAUUGACUCUGCCGGACUCUCCAACGUCCCUUUUUAUUUCAUCUCACCUGUUGCAAACAGCUCCCUUGAGUUCUCCCAGAUCUUUGCUGAAUGGCUGUGUCAUAACAAACAAACAAAGGUGUAUCUUCCAGAACCUCCUUUUCCCCAUGCUGAGCUCAUUCAGACAAACAAAUUGAAACAUUAUCCCAGCAUCCAUGGAGACUUCAGCAAUGACUUCAAGCAGCCAUGUGUUGUGUUCACUGGACAUCCCUCUCUUAGAUUUGGGGACGUGGUUCAUUUCAUGGAGCUAUGGGGAAAAUCUAGCUUGAACACUGUUAUAUUCACGGAACCAGACUUCUCUUAUCUGGAUGCCCUGGCUCCUUAUCAGCCUUUGGCGAUGAAAUGUGUUUACUGUCCCAUUGACACAAGACUGAAUUUUAUUCAGGUGUCUAAACUACUCAAAGAAGUCCAGCCUCUCCACGUCGUUUGCCCGGAGCAGUACACUCAGCCGCCACCCACGCAGUCUCAUCGCACAGACCUGAUGAUAGACUGCCAGCCUCCGCCCAUGUCCUACCGCAGAGCCGAGGUGCUGACUCUUCCCUACAAGCGGCGCUACGAGAAGAUCGAAAUCAUGCCAGAAGUGAGUAAUAAAAGUGGGGAAAAAGGUGGUGGCUUCCUGCUCGUACAGCCAGAUUCAAGCUACUGCUUCCGUAGCCCCUUCGACUGA